This is a messenger RNA of Linum trigynum, 1464 nucleotides long. The record is from the annotation of a GenBank genome assembly. NCBI's taxonomy places the organism in Eukaryota, Viridiplantae, Streptophyta, Magnoliopsida, Malpighiales, Linaceae.
AUGAGUUCACGGUCAUGGCUUCUUAUGUUCGUAAUUGCUGCAACUCUCACCACAAUUUGCAGAAAAGUUGAGUCAGCAUAUGAAGCUGAUAAGAUUGUGAAGCUGCCAGGGCAGCCAGAGGUUAGUUUCCAGCAGUAUGCCGGGUACGUGACUGUUGAUGAAACCCAGAAGAGGGAACUUUUCUACUACUUCGUUGAAGCUGCAACCAACUCCAGUACCAAGCCUCUUGUUCUCUGGCUCAAUGGAGGACCUGGAUGCUCUUCCAUUGGAGCUGGAGCUUUCUCUGAACACGGCCCUUUCCAGCCAAAUGCAGCAGGGGUUCUGGUCCACAAUGACUACAGUUGGAACACAGAAGCAAACAUGCUGUACUUGGAAUCCCCAGCAGGAGUUGGCUUCUCGUAUUCUGCCAACACCUCUUUCUAUAACUUGGUUAAUGACACCAUAACAGCUAAAGACAGCUUGGCCUUCCUACAAAGAUGGCUACUCAAGUUUCCUGAAUACAAAACCAGAGAUCUUUUCAUCACCGGAGAAAGUUAUGCUGGACACUACGUCCCGCAGCUAGCCCAGCUAAUUGUAGAGUCGGGAUCAAAAAUCAGCUUGAAAGGCAUUGCUAUAGGGAACCCAUUGUUGGAGUUCGACACAGAUUUCAAUGGGGAAGGAAGUUACUACUGGUCUCACAGCUUGAUAUCGGACCACACCUAUCAGCUUGUGAAUACAAUGUGCAACUUCUCCCAGCUCACGAGAGAAAGCUUGUCGUCAUCGAGCAGCUUUUCCAAGCCGUGUGAGUUCGUUGCAGCUCAGAUUAACGCAGAAUGGCCCCACAUAAACUUCGACAGCUAUGAUGUCACUUCUGAUGUGUGUUUGUUAGAUGGUGAAUCACAAUUUGGUUCACAGGAACAACACUCUUCAUUAGCUUCUCGUUUCCAUCCAGUUUCAUCACUUAGGUCCAAACAAAGUGGUGUCAGAAAGCAGGAAGCUGGUGGGAAGUCAAUAGACCUUUGUGUACAAGGUGAGACAUCCACGUAUUUGAACAGGAAAGAUGUCCAAGAAGCUAUGCAUGCCAAGCUUGUUGGCGUCUCUAGUUGGGGUUUCUGCAGCGAUCUGGUGAAUUAUGAUUACUACAAUCUGGAGAUUCCAACGAUUGGAGUGGUGGGUUCAUUGGUGGGAUCGGGAGUUCGAGCACUAGUGUACAGCGGGGAUCAAGAUUCGGUUCUCCCAUUCAUCGGGACGAGGAUUCUGGUGAAUCGUUUGGCAAAAGAGAUGGGGUUGAAUACAACCGUGCCAUACAAGGCAUGGUUUGAUUUUGACAAACAGGUGGGUGGAUGGACCCAAGUUUAUGGGGAGAACAAUAAGUUGUCAUUUGCAACAAUCCGAGGAGCCUCUCACAUGGCUCCAUUCUCCUCUCCCAAGAGAUCACUCGCACUGUUUGCAGCAUUUGUUGCUGGGAGACCAUUGGCAGCUUGA